GUGGGGAAGUUUGUUUGCCGACGCAGCUACAACUAUCCGCCAUAUUGCUAAAAAUAAGUCUUAUGUGUUUAUUAUGUAUUGGCAUUCAAUUUGUGUACAUUGUAUUAUAUGUUGGUAAUAUUAUUAUUAACUAGUAAUUCUUUAAUAUCGCUUUUGUACGCUGUAUGGUUUUAAUUAAUUAUAAAUUGGUCUCCUGUUGCUGAUCAUUUCUUCAAGUCACGGUAAAGAACUACCGAACUCGUAAGAUAAGUCACAAUGCAUCAUUCAGUAACGAUUUCGCUUUUUGAUUUUUCUCGGGUGAAACCAGUUUCAGUCUUUAAAAUAAUGAAUUCAGACAAUGGUAUCAACGAGAACGUCGAUCUUUGGUCAGUAGGAAAAUGUAUAUUUUGUAAAGGAAAUGUAGAGGAAGAUGCAAAAAUUCUUAAUUGUCUUCAUAUUAUUUGUGAAGAUUGUACUAAGAGAGAAAGUACUGAUUUAGGUGUACGGUGUAAAUGUAAAAUAGUAACUGAAGGUGAACUCAUCGAUUACUCGAUUGUGCUACCAAAUAAAUCACAUUCGAAGAUAUGUUCUGAAAAAAAUUGUCAACUCAUAGCAAAGAAAAUCUGCAUGCAUUGUAAAAGCAUAUAUUGCAAACCAUGUUCAAAAACACAUCCAAUUAAGAAUGUAGAUCACAAUCCUGUUUUAAUGAAGUCUUAUCCAUUAAAAAAAGAAUUUGUUUCUUGCACACAAUGUAUAAAGAAUUGUGUAGAAGUAUUUUGUAUAAUAUGUUCAGUAAUGCUUUGUCCUCUUUGUCAUUUAAUGUUUCAUAAGGAACAUGCUUUUAAACUUCUUUCCACAGUGGCUACCGAAACUAAGACAGAGUUUCAAUCGUUGCUGUUUGACUUAAGCAAAGAUAACAAUCAUUUAGAUUUUUUGUUGGAGACGUCGGAUGAAUAUAUCGAGAAACUAAAAUCCGAAAAGAAGAAAAUUAAUGACAAAAUUGAUGAAUGUAUCAAUAAGUUACAUGAUGAAGUUCAUAAACGAUCAAAUGUACUAAAAAAAUUACUUGAAACAAAUGCCACAGAUGCUGUUAAUAGUAUUCAUAUGAAUAAAAAGGUUCUUAACGGUAUUAUAAAAAAAAAUGAAUAUUAUUAUAGGUUAACAAGCUCUGUUAUCAAUGACAAUCAUACAAUUAGAUGUAUUACACUUUCAAAAAUUAUUAAAGAUCAAAUGGUUAUUGCUAGGAGACAAGUCCAAGAGCUGCCUAAAGAAAAAGCAAAUUGUAAAGUUAAAUUGAUAUUCAAUGAGGAACAAUCUUUAAAAAAAUGUGUAGAAUCUAUUCGAGCAAUGGGAAAUAUUAUUUCAUCACAGAUUGUUAAUUUAUCAACAUUUAAAACCACAAUUGACUCAAAUAAUGUUUUCCCAGCUCUUAAAAAUGAUGUAAGUAGUUAAAAUAUUAGAAUAGGUAUUUUUGAUAAUUACAUGCUUAUUUUACUUUUGAGCCUGUACUAAUUAUUAAGAUUCAAGUUUCAAAGAUUUUUUUUUGAUUACAUGCAUAUUAAUUUGUUUAGCAAUCUUAAAUUAGCAUGUUAAUGAUAUUUAACUGUAGCUAUCAGUUUUAUGAUUAUUUAUUAAUGGUUUUUAAUAAAAAUUUGAACAUUGCAUUUUGCAAAUGUGCAUUUUUUUUUUUGUUAACAAUUCUUAGUUUGGUUCAAUUACCUCAAUGUACCUCCAUUUUUUCCCAUCCAUCACCUUUACUUUCUAUUCUUUUGUACUUGAUUUUUCCUAUGUCUUCUAUGAUUUGUUUCAUAAACAGUAUUCUUGGUCUUCCAGCUUUUCCAUCAAUUCAUUACAUUUCUAAUCCAUUUAGAUCUCCUUUCUUUGUUUUUCAUUAUGAUUUCUGCUGGUUCAUUCUUUUGUGUACUUCCUAAUUUAUAACUUUUUCUGUUCAUAAAAUUUUCUAUGUUCUUCUCCAACACUGUGUUUCAAAUGCUUCAAUCCUUUUUUUCUGCUUUGAUUAUUGUCUAUAUCUCAGGCCCAUAAAAAGCUAUACUGCCUAUACUUCAGUUUUUAUUGUUUUUAGACUAACAGUGUUUGUCGUGAAUAGGUUCUUAUCGCAUGUUUGCUUGUGCUAUUCUGCUCAUUGUCCAUCUUGCUUUUUCUGAUACAGUAGAAUUCAUUAAUCUGAACUAAUUAGGGUUCUAGUUUGUCCAAAAAUUAAACUAAAUAACCAAGAAUCAUAAAUCAUAAAUUUAAAAAAAUUGUAUUGGAUAUUUUACUAUACUUACAAUACUUAAGUCUAUCAAAUACAUAUAUCUAACAAUAUUAAAGCUAAACAAUUGUACAUAGUUGUAUAAUUGAACUUGUUUUCAUGUUUAUUUUAAUCUACAUCAUGAACUAGUGUGAUGAACGGCUGAUUAAUGAGGUUUAACUGUAUAUUAUAUUAUUUUGCUUUCUAAAUUAUGUAAAACAUUGAAACAGUUUGUAGUUUCCCAUUUUCUAUUUUUCUGUUCAAAAACAUUUAUUGUUUGCAGGAUAUUAGUAUUUAUGUUUUGUUUAUUUUCAUUUUGUAUAAUUUACAGCUCUCAUUUAAUCUUAUUAGCAUGUUACUUAAUUCCUCUUCACUUUUGGCUAUUACUAUUAAGUUGUCUGCAAAUCGAAACGUUUAUACCAGCAAACCAUUUAUAUUUCUCCAAUACCUUCUUUCCUAUACUCUGUAUAGAAUGAUGAGAAUACAACUCGUUUGCGCAAUUUCCCGCCAUGAGGCUAGGACCUCUAGCGUUGGGGAUGCGCAAGAAUUGUUUUCUAGUUUUGGUCCCCGCCCAGUUGCAUUCCAAUCAUCAACCAGAGUAGUUAUAUAUGUAUGACAUGUAAAAAUUAUUUUUAGCAAUCUGAGGUGCCGUUGAUGAUAAAACCUAGAUAUUUACUAGUCAAAAUCUGAAUACUAAUAAUAUUGAUGCGUUUAUUUAAAAUGAUUAACAUGUUAUGCAUGUUUUUAGGUCGAUAAUUUUCUGUCUAAAGAAGUCUAAUUUCAACUACUUAUCAUGUUUUUAUGGUGUAUACAUAACAAAAAAAAAAAUUAUCGCUUUAUUCAGAAUAUAACGCUACUAGUCUAUGUGGACAAUGUUAAUGUCAAUAUAUAAAAAUGAAAUCAUAGAUAUUUACAACUGUUAAGUUAAAAAACAAUAAUAGUUCUUAUAAAUAGCAUUAAUGCAUUAUUUUAAAUUACUACAUAUAUGAACCACUUGUUAGUGAAAAGCUUAUUAUCUUAUAAUUUAAAUUCAAUUGUAAAUCUGAUAACACAUUGAUAACUAAGACUACCUCACAAUUAUUUUCAUAAUAAUAUUAAAAUGUUAACAAAUGCAUUCAUAUGAGCUUUUGAGCGAAACAUAUUUUAUUUUCUGCAAUUAAUUUUAAAAAAAAUUAGAAAUGUCUUAUUUUGACACAGCUAAGUACAAAUUAGAUAACAUUUCCUACAAGAAACCUGAAGUUGAUAAUUAGAACAUACAUAAAUAGUGUAUUUUUACUCAAAAACAAAAAA
Messenger RNA from Myzus persicae (green peach aphid), 3520 nucleotides. RefSeq names its product E3 ubiquitin-protein ligase TRIM33-like. The coding region runs from base 256 to 1431 and encodes 391 amino acids. The record is from RefSeq and is a predicted model, not a curated record. Lineage: Eukaryota; Metazoa; Arthropoda; Insecta; Hemiptera; Aphididae. The transcript is spliced from 9 exons. Gene Ontology annotation, molecular function: zinc ion binding.